Molecule: messenger RNA, 420 nt
Organism: Funneliformis caledonium
Lineage: Eukaryota; Fungi; Glomeromycota; Glomeromycetes; Glomerales; Glomeraceae
Source: the annotation of a GenBank genome assembly
AUGAAGCCUGACACUUAUCUUAGUAGUUUUGCUAGUAAUAGAUCUGUUGAUGUUUACCUGCAAAAUAAUCUCAUACUAACUGAAACAGAAGAUGAAGUUCAAAAUUGGUUCAAUGAUCUGAUGUUAGAGCUUCCAAAAUUUAAUAAGAAAUUUAUUGUUAAGGAUACACACGUUAAUCCAUAUCUUAACGUAUUUAAGCUGGAUUUAAGCAUCUUUCUUGAAGAUGAUGCCAGAAAUAAAACUUAUAUUUCUAUAUUUGUACAAACUCUUUUAGAGCUCCUUCACCUAUUGAGACAUAUUUAUAGUUUAAAGGUUUUUCAUCAUGAUAUUUAUUCAGAAAAUAUCUUGUUAGAUACUGAUAAUAAUUCGCUAAUUCUUGCUGACUGGAGAUCAGCAAUCCGUAAUCCUCCAAACGAUUAG